Pseudopipra pipra is the source of this 1471-nucleotide messenger RNA. Its product is annotated as maestro heat-like repeat-containing protein family member 7. NCBI's taxonomy places the organism in Eukaryota, Metazoa, Chordata, Aves, Passeriformes, Pipridae. Gene Ontology annotation, biological process: G protein-coupled receptor signaling pathway. The transcript has 10 exons. The record is from RefSeq and is a predicted model, not a curated record. Gene Ontology annotation, cellular component: membrane; cytoplasm. The coding region runs from base 56 to 1471 and encodes 471 amino acids. Gene Ontology annotation, molecular function: olfactory receptor activity.
UUUCCCGCGCCUCCUUCUGACUCUGCUCUUCCAAGUUUUCAUCAGCACAGAGGAGAUGUCAGAGGAGGUCGAGACCUUCUGGAGGCGAUGCCGGGAGCAGCGCAGCCUUCCCCCCAACCCCAACAGGUUUGCAGUGCAGACUGUUAAAGCCCUGCUGCGCCAGCUGCUGGAUGAGGACGUGUUGAUGGCGAUCGGUCGCAAGUGUGGCUGGGACAUGCUCCUCAAGGCUGACAGCCACCACUAUGCAGUGGGUCUGCUGGCCAGGGAGCUGUGCCAUGUAUCCCGCUCCUUCUGCCGCAGCAUCGCCGUCAGCCUGCUCCCGCGGCUCAGCAGGGGAGAGCCCCUGUGGGAACUGCCUGCCCUGGCGUUCCUGGUGGAGGUCCUGCACUGCCUGAACCCCAGACAAUAUGGGCCCAGCGUCCUGCAGAUUAUUUCCAGGCACCUGCGCAGUCAGUGCCCGGAGAGGCGUCGCCUGGCGCUCCGAGGCCUGGUGGUGCUCAGCAAGGCUCCCUCAAUGGUGAGCAGGGGGCAGGGGCUGAAGCUGGGCCGGCAGCGUGCGGCUGCUAAGAGCAUCUGGAGCCUGAAUGAAAGCCUCCUGGAGCUACUGCAGGAUGCAGACACAGACGCAGUUCAGAUGACCCUCUCUGCGUUCAUCAAUGUGCUGGGCUUGAAAAUCAUCAAAAUAUCCACCCCUACUGCCCUGAAGUUGCUUGAGGUGCUGCGGCCACUCUUUGACAACGAGCACAGCCAGCUGCAGCAGCUCUCCAUGCUCCUCUUCCGGGAGCUGAUGGAAGCGACAGAGAGGAACAAGAGCCUAAAGCCACACGUGUACCUGAGUCUGGUGCCAUUCUACUUCAACUGGCACAAUGAGAACCAGCGUGUGGCAGAGGCCUCUCGGAGAGCACUGUUUGGUGCAGCCAGGUUCUUGAAGUGGAGAGAUCUUGAGCACUUGGUGACCAUGGAGCAGCCGUGGAGGUUUCCCGAGUGCCUGCUGGAAAAGGACAGGAGCCGAGUGGGCCAGUACGUGCGCCAGGCCCUGCCGUUCCUGGAGAGCCCAGAGGAGCCCCUGCGAAAGCUGGCCAUCAAGUUUCUGGCCCUUCAAGACAUGACCGAUGACAGCCCUGCCGUCUCAAACCUGGCCCAGGAAACGCUCCACAUCAUCAGAGCUAUCUUCAGGGCUGUGCUGAGGAUCCCCUCUCAGCAGGGACGGCACAAAGCCUUUUCCACCUGCCUCCCUCACCUGGCCGUGCUCUCCCUGUUUGUCAGCACUGUCCUGUUAUCCCACCUCAAACCCCCCUCCAUCUCCUCCCCAUCCCUGGAUCUGGCACUAUCAGUUCUGUACUCGGUGGUGCCUCCAGCACUGAACCCCCUCAUCUACAGCCUCAGGAACCAGGAGGUCAAGGAUGCCAUAAGAAAAAUGAUGACUGGAUGCUUUUCAGGAGCAAUUAUGUGCCAGGUUUCUGAUGUGUAG